AACAAUUAUCCAUUCCAUUCCCUUCCCUUUCAUUUCCCUCCAAUGAAUUCAUCAUCGAAACAACAAGAAUGGGGAGAAAAGAUUUCACAAACAGUUUUCACAGCAUACAACCGUCUUCCCAAAAAAGGAAAGCCUCAAGGCCGUGAAGUCACUGUCUUAGCCGCAUUUCUCACUUUCUCACCUUCCCAAGAAUUGAAAGUGGUGGCAUUGGGGACAGGAACUAAGUGUAUUGGUCGUUCUCGUUUAAGUGUUCGCGGCGAUGUUUUGAAUGAUUCUCAUGCCGAGAUUAUUGCUAGAAGAGCAUUACUUAGGCACUUCUAUUCAGAGAUUCAAAAGGGUAACACGCAGUUUCCAGGCACUGCUGCCACAGACUCCCUCUUCUAUCAGGAGGCAGGUGGUUUUGGCAAUGGCAAGUACAAGAUGAGACCGGGUUGGCAAUUGCAUUUAUACAUAUCACAGUUGCCUUGCGGAGAUGCCUCCCUCAAUUCACAGAUUUUACCUUGCUUAAAUAGUUCGAUAAAAGAAGGUUGUGCAAUAUCUUCGACAAGCAAACUGAAUGAUCUCAUGGAGGAAUUUUUGGAGUCAGCCAUGAAGAACAAUGGUGAUUGUUCACAGGUCAGAGGCACUGUUCAAAGGAAACCUGGUCGUGGCGAUGCAACUUUGUCAGUGAGUUGUUCUGAUAAAAUUUCUCGCUGGAAUGUUGUUGGCAUUCAAGGGGCGUUACUUUCUCACAUUCUGCAGCCAGUUUACAUUUCAUCAAUCACUGUUGGGCAAUCUCGUGUUUGUUCUGACAAGGAAGUAGAAGACCAGUUGACAAGGGCUUUGAGUGAUAGAAUCCUACCAUUAUCAAAGAAACUAACAAGUCCGUUUAAAGUGAAUAAGCCGACAUUUUCUGUAGCUUCGGUACCUCUAGAGGUGUUUCGUCAUGCUGAAACUGCCACAUCCACUUUAACAUGCGGAUAUUCUAUCAGCUGGAAUAAGUCCGGCCUGCAUGAAGUCAUUCUUGGAACCACUGGUCGAAAACAGGGGACAUCUGCAAAAGGUGCCAUGCACCCCUCUUCAGAGUCAACUUUAUGCAAGAAGAGAAUGUUGGAGUCAUUCUUGUCACUCGGCCGGUCUUUAGCCAACUUUCCGUUGAGCGAAACAUCAUAUCAGAGACUAAAGGAAAAGGCCGAAGAAUAUAAUUCAGCCUUAAAAGUAUUUAAAGAAAGCCCGCAGUUUAGCAAUUGGCUCGAGAAGCCAUUAAAGUUUGAGCCUCCUGUUCUUAUAGGACUAUGAGUUAAACUUCAGAUGGCUGAGCUGCCAUUGGACCUGUUGAGAUGGCUUCUUUUCCAAGGCCUGAAGUCUCGUUUCUUAUGCAUCUUCUUUGCUAUAUUAUCUCUUAGCUCAAUUUUUUGUCCUUUUCUAAAGGUUUGUUUUGCAUGUAAUUUUAAGUUGUAAAAUCUACUUUCAUCAAAAGAAUACCUUGCAAUUCAAUUUAGUUAUUUUUGUUUA
This is a messenger RNA of Erigeron canadensis, 1494 nucleotides long. RefSeq names its product tRNA-specific adenosine deaminase TAD1. Gene Ontology annotation, biological process: RNA processing; adenosine to inosine editing. The transcript is spliced from 11 exons. NCBI's taxonomy places the organism in Eukaryota, Viridiplantae, Streptophyta, Magnoliopsida, Asterales, Asteraceae. The record is from RefSeq and is a predicted model, not a curated record. Gene Ontology annotation, molecular function: double-stranded RNA binding; tRNA-specific adenosine deaminase activity; double-stranded RNA adenosine deaminase activity. Gene Ontology annotation, cellular component: nucleolus; cytoplasm. Bases 43 to 1278 code for a protein of 411 amino acids.